GCGCCCUCGGCCGCGCGCGCCCGGCGGCGGGGGUCCCAGGGAUCUGGCUGUGUUCUCAGUGCUGCUCGGUCUGUCCAGUGGAGACGUCUUUUCCUUUCUUUCCCGAGCAGGAUUCUACACUUCUUUCCCAUUUAUUUAUUUUUUCUGCAUCUACUGAAAUGGCAUGAAAAGAAGUCACCUGUGUGAACUUCUCUGCUCCUGGUGGAUAUCCGUAAGCAAAUGCACGCACACUUAGUAAGAAGCUGUAUUUUAUUGUCUUUUAAUAGUCUUAUCUGGAUGCUUUUUUAUUUUCUGCUGUAUCUGGAAUUCACUCUACCAUCUAGCCAAUGAAGAAGAUCCUCAGAUAAUCAAGGCAAAGAAAAUGAACUGUGUCCAUCGACUGCAGUUGGCUACCAGAAACUGUAUGUUCCGAUUUAUUGCACUGCCCAACUGGAGAAAAUGUGACACACUAGCUGUAACCUCACCACGCUGCCAUCCAGUAGGAAUUAAUCACAGAGUAAAUAAGUAUCAGGAUCUGGGAGUAAGUCAGUAUGAUAGGUUGACUUUUCUGCCUAGACACUUUCAUUGCUGUGGGACUUCCAGUAACAAGCUAACAGGAUGCCUCUCCAGUACCAAAAGUAAGGAAGUUUGGAUGACUGCCAGGAGAUACACUGCAUCAAAUGAUGUUUUGUCAAGACAGCUUCUGAUAAAAAAAGUUGGAGCAGUUCCUCUUCUUUCACCAGUGCCUCCUCUUAAUUGUUUUCCCAUAAGAGACAUUAGAAGUUUCCAUACUUCUGCACGGACUCAAGCUGCUCCAAUUCCUCUCUUAUUGAUAAUUCUUAAACCAGUGCAGAAACUACUUGCAAUCAUUGUAGGCAGGGGAAUAAGGAAAUGGUGGCGGGCUCUUCCUCCUAACAAAAAGGAGCUAUUUAAAGAAAGUGUGAGGAAGAAUAAGUGGAAGUUAUUCUUUGGUUUGAGUAGUUUUGGACUGCUUUUCAUAGUAUUUUAUUUUACUCAUCUGGAAGUGAAUCCAGUCACAGGAAGGAGCAAACUGCUAGUACUGGGGAAAGAACAUUUCAGACUUUUAUCAGAACUGGAAUAUGAAGCAUGGAUGGAGGAAUUUAAAAACAAUAUGGUAACGGAGAGAGAUGCUCGAUACAGGACUGUUAAAGAAGUGGUUCAUCAUCUUACUGAGUGUAAUAAAGAUAUUCCAGGGAUCUCUGAGAUCAAUUGGGUGAUUCAUGUGGUCGAGUCUCCAGAGAUAAAUGCCUUUGUGCUUCCAAAUGGACAAGUAUUUGUUUUCACUGGACUUCUAAACAGUGUGACUGAUAUUCAUCAACUUUCCUUUCUUUUGGGUCAUGAAAUAGCACAUGCAGUACUUGGCCAUGCAGCGGAAAAGGCUAGCUUGGUUCACUUACUGGAUUUCCUAGGUUUGAUUUUCCUCACAAUGAUUUGGGCCAUUUGUCCUCGAGAUAGUUUGGCACUUCUAGGCCAGUGGAUACAGUCUAAGCUACAGGAGUAUAUGUUUGAUAAACCAUACAGUAGAACAUUGGAAGCUGAAGCAGACAAAAUUGGACUGCUGCUUGCUGCAAAGUCUUGUGUGGAUGUAAGAGCCAGUUCAGUGUUUUGGCAGCAGAUGGAGUUUUCAGAUCACCUCAUUCGUCAUCACAAGCUGCCAGAAUGGUUAUCUACACACCCUUCUCAUGAAAAUCGAGCUGAGUACUUGGAUAGACUCAUACCUCAGGCUCUCAAAAUUAGAGAGAUUUGUAACUGCCCACCACUUUCUGGACCAGACCCUCGACUAUUAUUCAAACUAAAAAUGAAGCAAUUGCUUGAAGAUUCAGAGAAAGAAGACCUAAAUAAAACUUUUAAGAAACAGAAAAUGGAUUCUCCUCCCAUUCAAAACCAGAAGCAAAUACCAUUAGCAUACAUAGUUGAUAAAAGAACUGGCAGUUAAAAUUUAUGAGGUACAAGAUGUAUGAAGAAUGCAGGAGCUCAUGGCAUUUUUAUGCUUUUUAAAAAAUGAUGUUUGAAAUUAAAUAAGGAUAUUCAGGGUCAAAUCAUGUAUAUUACAGGCAUUGCCUAAAUUCUUUUACUAGAUGUUUAUUUUUCAUGAAAUAGUGAUGUACUCCAGUCUAUUUUAAAAAAAUCUUCAUUCAGCGGGGAGGCAAUUACAGAAGCCAGACCUUCUACCUUCUGCAUCCCAUAAUGUGACCCUGGGUCCAUAAUACCAGAGGGAUAAAGAAUAGGAAAGCUAUCAGGGGAGGGGAAGGGAUACAGAGUUCUGGUGGUGGGAAUUGUGUGGAGUUGUACCCCUCUAAUCCUAUGGUUUAUUCAAUGUUUCCUUUUUACAAAAAAAAAAAAAAAGGAAAAAAAUCAUCAAUGAAAAUGUCACAGAAUAAAUUUAUAUCAUAUUUUA
This is a messenger RNA of Erinaceus europaeus (western European hedgehog), 2398 nucleotides long. RefSeq names its product OMA1 zinc metallopeptidase (gene OMA1). Gene Ontology annotation, molecular function: metalloendopeptidase activity. The transcript has 10 exons. Lineage: Eukaryota; Metazoa; Chordata; Mammalia; Eulipotyphla; Erinaceidae. Gene Ontology annotation, biological process: protein quality control for misfolded or incompletely synthesized proteins; mitochondrial protein processing. Gene Ontology annotation, cellular component: mitochondrial inner membrane. The record is from RefSeq and is a predicted model, not a curated record. The coding region runs from base 362 to 1936 and encodes 524 amino acids.